UUUUAAAAUGCAACCAAAAACUGUUUGUCUCGCAUACUACUGCUGUGUGACUAAACAGAUUAACUGACCGAGGCGCUACAUAAGUAGUGCGGUAAUGUCGUUGUUGUGUGAUAAAUACAAACAUAUAGCACUGUGCUAAAUUAACGUAGAGCUUUGUCAAAAUACACAAACUAGAACCUAAAAAAAUAUGUUUAUUAUCGGUUUCAGUAUUUGACAUGUAUCUCCGCUACACACAAGAACUUGACGAACUUCUUCAUUUUCCAGGCGACGAAUACAUUUACGUGACAUUGUCAUGUUUUUUAUAACAGAAAUCAAACCCCAAAACAAACCUCCAAAAUAGCUGUUAAUAACUCUGCAACGUGCAUUACGUGAAACAACGACUUAGGUAGUGACUUUGAAUCUUCCUACCACGCUAAAACACUCAAACUGCCAGUGUAAUGUAUUUAAGUUGGCUGUAAACUUGGACUUUUUUCAAACUCUUGAAGCUUACAGUUGUUCGCUGUUUUGUCCACUGCAGAGGCAUCAACUCUCCUGUCUACAAAGCCAGAUUCGAAGAUGCAACCUGCUCGUGUCAAAGAGGAGAGUCUAAAGUGCGGUUGUUUUCAGGCGUCUAUUGAAGAGAGCGAGGAGGUCUCUAAUUAUUACCCGGAGCUGGUCCACAUUAAAGAGGAGAUCAUUGACCCUGAACUGGAGCCUGUCCGGAUUGCAGGAGACGUGAGUGAGCUGGGAGCGAUCCGCAUUGUAGAGGACCUCACUGAACUGGAAUCGCCUUCAAAUAUACACUGCGCUGUAAAGGUACAAAGGAUGGAGCCUGACCAGAUUGCUGAGGAUGUCAGUGAGCGAGGACCUGCCCAGGAGAUAGGAAAGAGUGCAAAACUGGGAUCUAACCAGGGUACAGAGGACCCUGACAGGGCUGCAAAGGACACUGUUGAGCAUGAUGAACAGAAAAGCAACGACCAGGAAGCUGUCCGUGUUAAAGAAGAACUUAUUGACCAGGAACUGGAGCCUGCUAAAAUGAAGGAGACGAAAAACGCCAACAAAAAGGCGUCCAAAGAAAGCCCCUCGACUGACACCCUGUACAUCUGCACUGAAUGUGGGAAGAGUUUUAACCAGCUGCAGACUCUGAAAAGACACAUCCGCACCCACGCCACCCAGACUUCCUUUCAGUGCUCGGAGUGCGACCAGAGCUUCAGCCAGCUGGUGAAGUUCAAAGCCCACAUGCGCUCUCACACGGGAGAACUGCCCUAUUACUGCAGAGACUGUGGAAAGGGGUUCAAAAACUUGGGGAACCUGAAAUCCCACCAGCGCACGCACACGGGCGAGAUGCCCUACCACUGCACGGAAUGUGGGAAGAGGUUCAAAAACACAGGCAACCUGCGCUCCCACCUACGGAUCCACACCGGAGAGAAACCGUACCACUGCUCCGAGUGCGGCAAGAACUUCAAAAACCUGGGCAACUUCAAGACCCACCAGUACAUUCACACAGGAGAGUCGCCUUUCCACUGCUCCGACUGCGGGAAGAGUUUCAAACACCUGGGCAAUCUGAAAACGCACCAGCGCGUUCACACGGGAGAGAAGCCGUAUCACUGCACCGAGUGCGACAGGAGCUUCAAGCAGUCCGGAGACCUCAAGGCUCACCUACGCAUUCACACGGGGGAGACCCCCUUCAGCUGCAGCGAGUGUGGGAAGAGUUUCAGUCGGGUGGUGACCCUCAAAGCCCACCAGCGGGUUCACACCGGAGAGAGGCCGUAUCUGUGCUCCGAAUGUGGGAAGAGCUUCAAAGAGUCGGGGGCUUUGACCAAACACCAGCGCAUUCACAGAUGUAACGACCUCGAGAGGUGGCGGGAAUCUCGGCAGACCACCCAUAAUGGACAGGUGGCGAGGACGCUGAUUGGGCAGAGGGGAAAGGCUACCAAGAGGUCUCCUCCAAUCAGAGAAGAGAGAGGGGGCGGGACAGCAUAUAAGAGCGACGGGAAUGACACAAGGAGGGGAAACACAAGCCCUCCAGGAUUUGAGAAAAUGGAGCUGGUCCAUCUCCCCACACUGCACCCUGACCAGAUUGCAGGGGAUAUCGGUGAACUGGGGCCUGUGAAGGUGAUAAAGAAGCUAGCUGAUGCAGGAUCGAAAUCUAACCCCAUCGAUGAAGCCAGUGAACCAGGGUCUGUCUGCGCUAAAGAACAGAGCGAUACGGAAUCUGUCCACAUUAAAAAAGAGGUCAUUGACCCAGAACUGGAAUCUAACAAAGACUUAAAAAAACAUGAAGAAGCAAGUCUUUCGACAGACACCCUGUACAUCUGCCCCGAAUGUGGCAAGAGUUUCGUUCAGCUGCAGACUCUGAGAAGACACUUGCGUGCCCACGCGUCGGAGACCUCUUUACAGUGCUCCCAAUGCGAGAAAAAAUUCAACCAGCUUUCCAAGUUCAAAGCCCACCAGCGCUUUCACACCGGGAAGAGCCAUGAUUGCUCAGAUUGCGGGAAGAGCUUCCGGCAGUUGGGAGACCUCAAAUCCCACCAGCGUAUCCACACUGGAGAGGCGCCAUAUCGCUGCCCGGAAUGCGACAAGAGCUUUAAAAACUUAGGGAACCUGAAGGCGCAUCGACGCAUCCAUUCUGGGGAAACGCCUUUCCCCUGUCCGGAAUGCGGGAAGAGCUUCCGGCAGCUGCAGACGUUGAAAAGGCACGUGCGCAUUCACACCGGUGAGACUCCCUAUCACUGCUCGGACUGCGGAAAAAGCUUCAAGCAGUCCGGGGAGCUGAAAGCCCACCAGCGCAAUCACACGGGAGAUAUGCCUUACCGCUGCUCCGAAUGCGGGAAGAGUUUCAAACACCUGGGCAAUCUGAAAACGCACCAGCGCGUUCACACGGGAGAGAAGCCAUAUCACUGCACCGAGUGCGACAGGAGCUUCAAGCAGUCCGGAGACCUCAAGGCUCACCUACGCAUUCACACGGGGGAGACCCCCUUCAGCUGCAGCGAGUGCGGGAAGAGUUUCAAGAGGGUGGUGACCCUCAAAGCCCACCAGCGGGUUCACACCGGAGAGAGGCCGUAUCUAUGCUCCGAAUGUGGGAAGAGUUUCAAAGAGUCGGGGGCUUUGACCAAACACCAGCGCAUCCACACAGCUGCCCCCCCUCCAUCUCUUCUCUACCUGAAGAGCGAAUCAAGCAGUCAGGAGACCGCCAGCUAAAUCAGUCCAGGGGAGCCCUCGGCUGAAGCACGUGGAGUUUGAAAAAUUAUUUAAGUAAUCAACAUUUCCCAAAGACUACAAAGUAACCAGGUCUCUGUAGCGCGCACAAAAUCCAAUUUGGUUUCAUUGGCUCCCAGAUCCCCAAGCUGUGACUAUUUAAAGAAAGUUUCAUUCGGAUGGGUUAAAUAACGUUUCAUGUUUUAGAACACAUUGUGAUGCGAGUUUAAAAACUGCAUUUCAAAUACCAUAAUGCAAUGCGAGUUAUAAAUGGAAAGCCUACAAAUACCAUCAUGCAAGCUGAUGUGAGUUGAGUUUAAAAAGAAAAACCUGACGGCAUGCAGGACUACAAGUACCAGAAUGCAAUGGGCGUGAAUUUGUAGGGUACAGUCAACAACCUGUCCCUAUUUACUAGCAGUUUCUGGGGCUGCAUAUAGUAGGGGUGUACAGUUCUGUGUCAUUCUUCAGCUAACACUAAUACUCUGUUCCCACUGCUGGUCCUGACCUAGUUUGCUAUGUCAUAUCUGUGUUAAGUUGCUUAUUGUUGUAUUUACAUUUAAAACAAAUACCAUAACAAUACAAUAAUAAAUGCAUCCACUAGCCAGCAAGCAUGCAGCAAGAGAGACUGGUUACAGUUUAAACAGGAAAGAAAAGAUAAAGAACAAAAUUAGUCUUAAAUUUCAUUUUGAAUUGCUUUUAGAAUAAUCGAUUUCGCUGUCCUCAGAUUAAUGUGCGUCUCAAGUAACAGUAAUGAGUGUGGCUCUGUUACAGGGAAUGCCCACAGAUUUUUCAUUUAUCUACACAUCCUACCCCACAACUUACAAGUGAAAAAUAUUCUACAAAUUUGUAGAAA
Polyodon spathula (Mississippi paddlefish) is the source of this 4030-nucleotide messenger RNA. RefSeq names its product zinc finger protein 665-like. The record is from RefSeq and is a predicted model, not a curated record. Gene Ontology annotation, molecular function: RNA polymerase II cis-regulatory region sequence-specific DNA binding; DNA-binding transcription activator activity, RNA polymerase II-specific. The coding region runs from base 556 to 3180 and encodes 874 amino acids. Gene Ontology annotation, cellular component: nucleus. The transcript has 4 exons. NCBI's taxonomy places the organism in Eukaryota, Metazoa, Chordata, Actinopteri, Acipenseriformes, Polyodontidae. Gene Ontology annotation, biological process: regulation of transcription by RNA polymerase II.